Messenger RNA from Annulohypoxylon maeteangense, 4595 nucleotides. RefSeq lists its product as uncharacterized. NCBI's taxonomy places the organism in Eukaryota, Fungi, Ascomycota, Sordariomycetes, Xylariales, Hypoxylaceae. Gene Ontology annotation, molecular function: protein serine/threonine kinase activity; ATP binding; protein binding. Bases 497 to 4102 code for a protein of 1201 amino acids. Gene Ontology annotation, biological process: peptidyl-serine phosphorylation; autophagy. Gene Ontology annotation, cellular component: cytoplasm. The record is from RefSeq and is a predicted model, not a curated record. The transcript is spliced from 4 exons.
GUGCACUUUUAAACUUUCGUCUGGAAACUUCCCAUCGAGUUCUUAUAAUAAAUUAAACUUGGACCCGUCUCCCGACUCCCGAGACUUUCGUCCAUAUUUUCUUACUCGAUAAUUCAUUCGUUAAACAUUUGUUGAUUUAUACCGCCGUGUACAUACUUGAAUAGUCGGAUCGUUUGAUUUAGAAAGAAAAUAAACGAUCGAUUAUUUCGGUUUACGGGCAAACCUUGAUUUGUCACGACAACUUGUGCAAUUAUAGCAAUACCCGCUCAACCACGUCGUCGAAUAAGACAACCCGAAGUCCUUUGAAUGAUCGCAACUUGUCGCAUACGAAGGCUUCCGAGCUAGCUGGUCGGGCCGGAAGUCUCGACAAAAAAGAAUCAUAACACCAGCCGGCUGCCUGAACGGCGUUUCUCGCAGUCGGUGUGAGCAGGUCUUCGCCAUAAUACAAUCCUCCUCUGCAGGCUAGCGGUGGCCUUGUGCACCCUCUCUGCUACUAAUGGACUCUACUGAAGACUUACAACCUGACUCGCAACCUACUCAACCAGCCACACAGAAUGCCUUAGACCCCAGAAGGUUUGGGAAGCAAAACUCGGGCUUCUCCGAUGAAGAUAUAUCUGAUAUAGUCUGUCUAUUAUAUGCGAACUCCGACAGCGCCAGUAACGAAAUCCAGAACAUCGCAUCUUCGCUCGAAUACGCCCACCACACUACUAAGAGAUACACUGCCAAUGCCAUUGAUUCGGAUCGAUCUCGCGAAGACGAUGCGAAGCAAUUCAGUCUAACUCGAGGGAUUGGCGAUCAUGCUCUAGUCAUCAAAUUGUCGUCUAGCCUCAAGAAUCCACGUCUAGGCUUCACAUUUGGUCGCAACCGAGCCCGAUGUGAUCUCUGUUUCGAGAAUGAUCCAGGCAGGAGGCUUAGUAACAUUCAUUUUCGCAUAUUUGUCAAUAAGUACGGUAUUGUUAUGUUAGAAGACCAAUCCACGAACGGCACCGUCGUCGAUGACAAAUUGUUGCGAAAGAAGAGUGAUCCUCAAAAAGGCCAAUGCUCUGCCACCAGAAGGACGCUAGAGAGCGGUUCUACAGUCAAAAUCGUCAUGCACGACAGUAUGAGUGAUCUUAUCUUCCUCGUCCGGAUACCUCGUCGUGAUGGCGAUCACGAAAUCGCGUAUCGGAGAAAGCUCGGUGCCUAUUUACGACGAACUCAGGGGCAUGAUAUAAACAAGACUAUUGGUCCUGGACCGAGCGGUCAUGUUAAUCUCUUUCACGUACCUAAUGACGACCGAUGGGAGACUACGCAAGAAGCCCCCCCUGAGCGCCUACCCCGAGAGUGGCGCGGAGGCGAAAAAUAUGCCCGCGUAGGCGUGAUCGGGAAGGGAGCUUUCGCAACAGUUCACAAGGUCACUUCGAAAUAUGACGGUUCGCCAUAUGCGGCUAAAGAACUGGAUAAGCGUAAGUUCAUGAAGAAUGGUGUUCUGGACCAGAAAGUCGAAAAUGAGAUGAGGAUCAUGCAAAAGGUCAAGCACGCCAACAUUGUCCAAUACAUCGAGCACUUCGAUUGGGACAUACACCAGUUCUUCAUUAUCAUGGAAUAUGUUCCCGGCGGCGAUCUUGGCAAGCUCAUUCAAGAGCACGGCCCAAUAGCGGAACCUUACGUUAAGAUUAUGGCCGAGCAGCUACUUGAUGCGCUUAAGUAUCUACAUGAAAACAAGAUUACCCACCGCGAUGUAAAGCCCGAUAACAUCUUAAUACAGUCGACAAACCCGCUCGUGGUCAAAUUAACUGAUUUUGGCUUGUCUAAAAUGAUCGAUACCGAGCAAACUUUUCUCAAGACGUUCUGCGGGACUCUUCUAUAUUGUGCGCCUGAAGUAUACAGCGAGUAUUCGUCCUAUGAUUACAGCGGCAAGAGAACCCAGAGAUAUGGCCAGAGGCAGCUGGAUAGGGAGAGGUAUGAUCAUGCGGUGGAUAUUUGGUCGCUUGGCGGUGUCUUGUUCUAUUCUCUCACUGGCAGCCCGCCUUUCCCUGUUAAGAAUGGGGUCACAUAUACGGAGCUGCUCAACCACAUCAUCAAGACGCCAGUUAAUACCUCGCCUUUAUCACGAUACAAUGUAUCGGGCAAUGGCAUCCAUUUCAUAUCGAGAAUGAUUAAUGUUCGGCCGGAAACCAGAGCGUCGAUCUCAGAACUCCUGGCUCAUCCGUGGUUAACAGGUGAAAUGGAUUCUUUAGAAGCUUCCGACGAUAAGGACUUAGGACAGAGAGCAUCGCAACUCAGUCUCGAUGAUAGGCAACUAGCUCAAUUCGCCGGCGAAGGUGCGAGUUCUCUUCAGGGACCGGAGCCUGGUUUUUCAAUCGAUUUCGAAUCGGAAAAAGAGAAUUAUACCUUUGGGCAGACUCGGCCGAACAGACUAUUUGGGGAGGUGUCGGCAGUCGGUAGCUCCGGCGUUAUUCCAGAGAACCGCCUGAAUCUCCCGGUCUCGGAUACGAGCUUAGGAGAGACUGACGUAUUAGAGACCGAAAUCCUGGAUAGUUUUGGCGAAUCAGACGAUCUCUCUACACCAAGGCAGAAGCCCCGUGCCAACAAUGGCAUUCCGUCUGCUGACGGAGAACUUCCGCAGAACGUGAUACUAGGAGAGCGCUCACAGAGUCUUGGCGGCGCUUCGUCUAUACUUGAAAAUCUGAACGUCAAGUCUCUUGCCACCGGUAACCUAAAUCUUCAGCCCGGGACCAGCGACCUCAAUACAAGUAAAAGGAAACCGACUUACGAUACUAGCGACGAAUAUGAAGAGGGUCCGAGCAAGGCCAAGCCGUCGUUCAAAAGACUCAAAUCGCAGAGUGGCAUCGAUGAUUUCAACGACGAGGAAGAUGAGGUCCGUCUACUCGCUAGCGUUCCACGGAUCGUGAAGAACGAUUCGGGUCGUCAAAUCGACUAUCCGCUUCCUAAAACGACAUUUUGGGAUAGUUCAAACAAGAACACAUGGCAUUUAGAUUAUCCCGAAAUGACCCAUUUACAGUACAACGCAUUUGAACAGGCUGCGGAGAAAAGGAAGGAGGAAUUUGGCCCGGGAAAAUCACGCCUUUGGGACCUAGCGAUGAACAAUUUCCCGCCUACAAGGAAUCGGCGUCCAGUCGGAGAAAUAGGAAAGGCACUUGCACUACGGCCAGCCUUGCUUAAACGUGAUAACCGGUUAGUUAAGGGGGCCCGCGAUUUCGAGACGCCCAACAAGGUUUCGCCUGCCAUCGAAGACGAGUCCGAAUCGAUCACAGAUAGUCUAGCGCCCGAAUCCCAUCAAUCUACACAAGCCACUGAGCAAUCGAAGAUAGUUGCUACUUUUUACUCGGGCCAGGAGUCAUCGGUACCAGGAAUAGCCAUCCGCCUUAAUGACCCCAUAAUUUCGUGGGGACGGGAUCCUAAUAACACCGUUGUUUAUGAGCCGGUCAAAGAAUCCAAAGUUCCCAAAAAUGCAUUCAGGGUUAUGCUCUGGAGAGACGGUUAUACUGCUUCUUUCAGCGAAUUCCGUCCGUGGGAGCCUGCUCGGUCUACGGCUAGCCGCACUAUACGAGCCGAACCGACACCAAGCUCAUAUGCGUUCUACAUAUCGACCAAGGCCACCGUUGGGAUACGGAUCAAUAACACCCCUCUAGAAGCUAAUGAACCAAAGAAUAGCACGGCAGCCUGCAAGUACUGGAUGAAGCUGUAUCAUGGAGACACGAUAGUCUUCUGGGGAGCAGAAGACACGCCCAACCAAGCAACACUGACGUUUAAGUGUUAUUGGGGCGGAUCCUCGGUGGAGAGGCCGUUAGAUGAGCCCCCAUCCUACGUGUCGGAAGCGCAGGCCCGCAGACUUGAUCGCCUCUGGCCGAAAGCCACGAAUACGCUUCACUUCGAUAAGAUUAAGGCUGAGGCGCAGCGCGACCAGCAAUCCAGGAUGGCGCGCAUGGACGAAGAAUUAGAACGCAGCCGAGUCUUCGAAGCGAAACGUGCGAAAGCAGUUACGGCACUCGCUUAUCGUGCUUCUCGCCGAGCUUCGCCAGCCACCGCACCCCCAAUAUCAGGAAGAGCGGUCCCUCAGCUCCGACAUAAUUUAGCAUCGCUUCCGUACACUAACUGACAGAACCGGCAGGCUUUCGGUGAGACGGUGCCGAGGUUUCCCAUUAUUCUCCACGGUGUACUACUCCCGGAAGACAAGAGUUGGGUUUCAAGAUCGAUGCAAGUCAUAUCCGUGCAUGUCGGCGUGCUCUUAGGAAGGUCAAAUUCGAAUAUAGAGAAUACCAUGUUUGCGCACCUUGGUAAGGAAGGGCGGAGGUGUGGAAAAGAAGGAACCAAGUGAUGCGUUCUUAUCUCUAUAUUUUUACAUCUAUGCCUUGGUAGUAGUCUGGAAUUGGAAGAGUAGGUAGAUAAUAAUACCCGGCUUUACAGAUGAUGCUGAAGAGAUAAGGGACACGAUGUAUCAUAGUCCACGGAUGUCUUUUGAGAAGUUUAGGAAGGGGGGAGGGGAAUAUCCCAGUGUCAAAUUAUAGGGGUCGGUCAGUAUCAAGAGGGUAAAUAGGUAUCGUCCAACGUAAUUCAUUGGUAUGCUAAUAGAUCGUGUGCUACCCCCCCUA